AUGCCGCCUUCGAUCCACAGUCUGACAACAUUAUUGGUCUUGCACCUAUCUAUCGCAUCUCAUUCUGCCUAUGCGAGUUACAACACUCCUCAGGUACCUAUAAUCAGCCCCGAUCUCGCGUCUCGAGCGAUCAUAGAUCAUCCACUGUACCCUCCAAGAGUCAACUACGAGAUACUCGAACCUAAUGACGAAGAGUCAGACCCGUUUGAAUUACCGGAGGGAGCCAUCUUUUAUCCUGUACAUGUAACGGGGAAUGAGCAGGAAAAGUUCAACUUGAUGUUCUUUGCUGAUGGAUAUACUCUGAACGAAUAUGAUAAAUUCGAAGAAGACGUUGAAAGGUUGAAGAAUGACAUAAUAUCAACUAAUGGAUCAAUGAGUCAUGUAUCUGAUCUGUUAAAUAUUUGGGCGACCUUCGGACCCUCUCAACAAUCAGGCAUAGGUACGCAUGAUCGACCCCUCCAAGGAGCUGCAUUAGGAUGA
Kwoniella mangroviensis CBS 8507 is the source of this 480-nucleotide messenger RNA. RefSeq lists its product as uncharacterized. The record is from RefSeq and is a predicted model, not a curated record. The transcript is spliced from 4 exons. Gene Ontology annotation, molecular function: metallopeptidase activity. Lineage: Eukaryota; Fungi; Basidiomycota; Tremellomycetes; Tremellales; Cryptococcaceae. Bases 1 to 480 code for a protein of 159 amino acids.